AAUAGAAGCAAACUGUCGAGUGUAUCAUCACAGGGCAGUACCAGUGAUGAGGUGACAUUUGAUGACUUCCAGAUAUUAAGGGCCAUCGGAAAGGGUAGCUUUGGAAAGGUAUGUAUAGUACAGAAAAGGGAUACACAGCAGAUGUAUGCCAUGAAAUACAUGAGCAAAUCCCAGUGCUUGGAAAGGGAUGCCUUCAGAAAUGUGUUGCGAGAAAUUGAAUUAUUAGCACGUCUUGAACACCCAUUUAUCGUCAACUUAUGGUUCACUUUUCAGGAUGAGGAGGACAUGUUUAUGGUGGUCGACCUAUUACUUGGCGGUGAUCUACGCUAUCAUCUCCAACAGGACGGCUGUUUCAGCGAAAAACGUGUACUACUUUACGUAUGCGAAGUAUCAUUGGCUUUAGAUUAUCUACACUCACAGAGCAUAAUGCACAGGGAUAUAAAACCAGAUAAUUUACUACUGGAUGAACAGGGUCAUGUACAUAUAACCGAUUUCAAUAUUGCCAUUGAAUUGGGACCCGAACCCAACCAUUUGGCCACUUCAAUGUCGGGCACGAAGCCGUAUAUGGCACCUGAAGUCUUUGAGUGUGCACUCGACUACAACAUUGGCUACUCGUUUCCGGCCGAUUGGUGGUCAUUGGGCUGCUGUGCCUACGAGAUGCUGUACGGCCAGCGGCCAUACGAUAUACACUCGACUACACCAUUGGAUCAGAUAUUGACAAUGCAAAAACAAAAAUACCAGUGUCUUCAACAACAGUUUACCGGCGGCGGUGGCGGCGGCGGCGGCACUACUAAUACACCACAUAUUAGCCAAUCGUGUCAACAAUUACUACAACGACUCCUGAUAUACGAUCCGACUGUACGGCUCAGUUGUAUUCAAGAUAUAAAACAAUCGGCAUUGUAUGCCAAUCUUAACUUCGAUAGUGUACUCCAGAGACGGGAAACACCAGAGUUUCAGCCGCCAAAAGAUCAGCUAAACUGUGAUCCGACCUUUGAGUUGGAAGAGAUGAUCAUCGAAGCGAAUCCAUUGCACAAAAAGAAGAAACGAUUGCAAAAACAACAAUCAAUGAAACGGAUAGCCAUUGAUAGGCAAAAUAGUUUACUAAUUAGUAGUGGUAGUAGUGGUGGUGGUGGUGACACCAACUAUGGUGAUGGCGGUGCCGAUGAUGGAGUAGUGGAACAGCUAUCGGCAAUGGAAAAGUGCCUGGAGUCUAUACAACAACAGUUUAUUGUCUAUAAUAGGGAAAAAGAAAUGCAUCGAAAGAAGAUGGAGGAGAGAGAGCGGCUCUGGGAGGAAGAGCUACAGAAAGUCAUUGAUGACUAACCAGAAAAAAAACUCCAUAAUUACAGGCCAUAUACCAGU
This is a messenger RNA of Oppia nitens, 1362 nucleotides long. RefSeq names its product serine/threonine-protein kinase 32B-like. Gene Ontology annotation, biological process: protein phosphorylation; G protein-coupled receptor signaling pathway; regulation of signal transduction. Gene Ontology annotation, molecular function: ATP binding; G protein-coupled receptor binding; G protein-coupled receptor kinase activity. The transcript is spliced from 7 exons. The record is from RefSeq and is a predicted model, not a curated record. Bases 142 to 1323 code for a protein of 393 amino acids. NCBI's taxonomy places the organism in Eukaryota, Metazoa, Arthropoda, Arachnida, Sarcoptiformes, Oppiidae.